Messenger RNA from Myxocyprinus asiaticus (Chinese sucker), 2297 nucleotides. RefSeq names its product extracellular tyrosine-protein kinase PKDCC-like. The transcript is spliced from 7 exons. Lineage: Eukaryota; Metazoa; Chordata; Actinopteri; Cypriniformes; Catostomidae. Gene Ontology annotation, molecular function: ATP binding; non-membrane spanning protein tyrosine kinase activity. Bases 1 to 1410 code for a protein of 469 amino acids. The record is from RefSeq and is a predicted model, not a curated record. Gene Ontology annotation, biological process: protein phosphorylation.
AUGACUUUCUCAAAGACUCCAUGUGGACUUUUUUUCGUUCUUGCCUUGGUGUUUUUAACUUUAACAGUCGUUUUGAAAAAAUGGCACUUUGGUCUACGUGAGGAAGCGGCUUUUGGUGAUGAUGCUCCAGAGCGCAACAGAUUGCUCCAACAACUCCAGGAAAGGCACCAAGAACUUGAUCAACUUUACGUCACAUCAUCAGACGGAUUUAUGAAUCCACAUUUAUCUAUAAAUGACAGUAUAGAUUAUAUCAAUGGAGAAAUGAGUGCGGACAACACUGUAACUAUUAAUGAAACGGACAUUGGUUGCGAAGAACUUGCUGGCAUGAAAGCUGUUGACUUCCUUGGUUCGGGUUACACUAAAACAGUGUUGAAAGUAGCGUUACUUCAAGGAUUGUUCGUAGCGCUGAAAUCUGUGAAUCAUCAAGGCACUGACAUGAGGAUGUGCAUGGACGAUUUUAAAGAUUCACAGAGGUGUCUUGAGUUCGUAUCUUUCAAACUGAGGAAAGAGAUUGCACUGUUGCAGAGAUUGCAGCACCCCAAUAUUGUACAGCUGAAAGGUCAGUGUCAGGACAGUGCUCUGGUUGGUGGCAUCACAGCAGUUCUGGAGCAGGGGACGCCACUUCAGAUGAUACAGCUCCUGCAGAGCCCCUGGGAGGAGCGCUUUCGGGUAUGUCUUGGCUUAGUGAGACUUCUUCAGUAUCUGUCUCAAUCGCCGCUGGGUUCUGUGGCCCUGCUGGAUUUCCAGCCUCGACAGUUUGUUAUGGUGUCAGGAGAACUCAAGCUAACUGACUUGGAUGAUGCAAGUAUUAAAGAACCAGCCUGUCGAGAGGACUCCGACUGUGGGCUGCAGUUUCCCCUCCGCAAUUUCACCCUCCGAUGCUCCCCCUCUAGAAUUUGCGAAGGUUUGAAUGAGAUGAGGAAUCUCUACAAUGCCUACAGGUAUUUUUUCACCUACCUGCUGCCUCAUCAGGCCCCCUCACAGCUGAAACCUCUUAUUCACCACAUAAUGAACUCCACAAGGGAUUUGAAGCAAAGCAUUAAUGAAACACUGAUUGCCUUCGAAGAGGUUUUGCAUAUGUACCAGUCUGGGCUACACCUGGAGAAUUUGCCACCUUCAAUAACCAGAGAUUAUACUCUCCUGAAAGGAAUGAGGAGUGUUGGAAAUAUGGAAUACAGAUGCUGGCCAUCAUACAACCAGCAAGGCUGUGUGCUAACUGUGCACAGUGCCAAAGAGGCAGCUCUCAUCUGUAGCUCUAACCCACAGUGCACAAGCUUCUCUUUGAGCGAUGAAAGAACGUGGACUGGUCGACUUCUUGCCUCUUUCAGAAGUGGCUUCAGCCAUCUGGUUCCAGAUAUAAACUCAGCAGUCUACAUGAGGAGGGUUAAAGCCUUGGGAGCCGUGCCUUGAGAAAGAAAAAUCAAGCGGAACUAGGGGGAAGGGCAAAAAUUUGAGACAAAUGAAUGUGUUAUAUUUAUAGGCAUCUUACUCAAUGCUUGUUUGAUCCGCAUACUACCAAAGAGCAUUUAAAAGGAUUUCCCUUCAGGUAUACGUAAUUAACCUGAAAGAAAAAAAGAAAAAAAUACAGCCUUCUAACUUUAUUAUUUUCCUUCAGUCUUGCGUUUACAUGGCACGGUCCACUGAAAGGACAUUUAGUCUAUUUUACGCUGGCUAAUGCCUGCAGGAGAAAAAAGAAAACAAGCACUUUCACAGAUUUACUUUGAUGUUAAUGAGGCUAGAAGUUUGCAGCAUUUUGCUGAAUGCCAGAAUGUGCUGAGGACCGUGUCAAUAGGCGGAAAAGUGCUGGAACCACAGAAUUGGUAGAGGAAUGUUUAGUGGGAACUAUUUUCCUUCCUGGAUUACUUUAUAUAUAUACACUGAUCAGCCACAACAUUAUACAAUAGCAUUCUGAGAUAUAUUCUUCUCACCACAAUUGUACAGAGUGGUUGUCUGAGUUACCGUAGACUUUGUCAGUUUGAACCAGUCUGGCCAUUCUCCGUUGACCUCUCUCACCAGCCCAUCUGGCACCAACAAUCAUUCAUGCGAUUAUCUAAUCAGCCAAUCAUGUGGCAGCAGUGUAGUGCAUAAAAUCAGGCAGAUAUGGGUCAGGAGCUUCAGUUAAUGUUCACAUCAACCAUCAGAAUGGGGAAAAAAUGUGAUAUCAGUGAUUUGGACCAUGGCAUGAUUGUUGGUGCCAGAUGGGCUGGUUUGAGUAUUUCUAUAACUGCUGAUCUCCUGGGAUUUUCACACACAACAGUCUCUAAAAUUUACUCAGAAUGGUGCCAAAAACAAAAAAA